UGCGCCGCGAGGGCCGCUGGGACGGGUCUCCCUGGCGAUCCGCGGUGUGCUGCUGCUGCUGCUGCUGCUGCUACUGCUGCCGCCGCCGCUCCGGAGCUGGUGCUGCGGUGACGCCAGUCUUCCUCCUGUCUUCCUCGAGCUCCCCGGGGUUUGAUCCCCGGGGCCCUCGGCAGGCAUUUGGGAGGAGCCCGCGGAACAAGCCUGCGUUCUUACACUUGCUCUUCACGACCCCGUAUCGCGACUCCGGGGACGAGGAGCGAGAGGGGCUGUCGCGACUCCGCACCGUGUGUCGCCGGGCGGGGCCGCGGGGCCGGGGCUCCUCCAGUCCCCGGGAUGCGCGCGAGAGCCCUCGCCUCCACUUCCUUGUUGCCGCUGUCACGACUGGAGCCGCUUCUCGCCGACAGCGGGGAGCGCAGGUGCACCCGCCAGCCCUCUGGUCGAGCCCCAGGACCGGGCGCCUCCGGGAAUGUGAGCCGCGCGGCUGGCACGCUCCUCUGGCCAUGGAUGCAUCAUUUGAUGGUACUGAGGUAACUGUCGUGAUGGAGGAAAUUGAGGAAGCCUACUGUUAUACCUCCCCUGGGCCACCCAAAAAGAAGAAAAAGUAUAAAAUACAUGGAGAAAAGGCCAAGAAACCCAGGUCUGCUUACCUUCUGUACUAUUACGACAUCUACCUGAAAGUGCAGCAGGAGCUCCCCCACCUCCCUCAGUCUGAAAUCAAUAAGAAGAUUAGUGAGAGUUGGAGGCUUCUCAGCGUGGCCGAGAGAAGUUACUACUUGGAGAAAGCCAAACUAGAGAAAGAAGGUUUGGAUCCUAACUCUAAGCUCUCUGCACUGACUGCUGUGGUUCCGGACAUUCCAGGUUUCCGAAAGAUCCUACCCCGCUCAGAUUACAUCAUCAUCCCUAAGAGUAGCCUGCAGGAGGACCGGAGCUGCCCUCAGCUUGAGCUGUGUGUGGCUCAGAACCAGAUGUCCCCCAAAGGACCUCCUCUUGUGUCCAGUGCUGCCCCGGAGACAGUACCCAGCCAUGCAGGCGUGGCAGAGCAGUGCCUGGCUGUGGAGGCCCUGGCUGAGGAGGUGGGAGCCCUUACUCAGCAAGGUCCUGUACAGGAGAUGGCCACCUCAGAAAUCCUCAGCCAGGAUGUGCUCCUAGAGGAGGCAUCCCUAGAGGUAGGGGAGAGCCACCAACCUUACCAGACAAGCCUGGUGAUUGAAGAGACCUUAGUGAACGGCUCACCGGACUUUCCCACUGGAAGCCUGGCUUUGCCUCACCCCCAGGUUGGGGAGAGUGUGUCCGUGGUAACAGUCAUGAGGGAUUCCAGUGAGAGUAGCUCCUCUGCACCAGCCACACAAUUCAUCAUGUUGCCUCUACCUGCCUACUCAGUUGUGGAGAACCCUACCUCCAUCAAACUGACUACUACAUACACCCGCCGGGGCCAUGGGACAUGUACCAGCCCAGGUUGCUCCUUUACAUAUGUCACCAGGCACAAACCACCUAAGUGCCCUACAUGUGGUAACUUCCUAGGAGGAAAGUGGAUCCCAAAGGAGAAGCCUGCCAAAGUUAAAGUAGAAUUGGCUCCUGGUGUCUCUUCCAAAGGCUCUGUGGUUAAAAGAAGUCAACAGCCCGUCACCACUGAGCAAAAUUCCUCCAAGGAAAAUACCUCCAAACUGACUCUGGAGAAUUCAGAAGCUGUAAGCCAGCUCCUAAGUGUAGCUCCUCCAAGAGAAGUGAGUAAGGAGAUGGAGUGGGAAGAAGUGAUCAUCUCUGACGCUCAUAUUUUGGUCAAGGAAGCUCCUGAGAACUGUGGCACAACAGUCACUAAGAUGCCAGUUGUGAAAAGCGUGCAGCCCACCCUGGGGACAACUGAGAAUGAUUGUCCUGGAGCAGACAUACUACCACCAACUGAGAGAACUAGCAUCUCCAUUUCACUCCCUCCUCCUAAAAAAACUGCAGGAGUUGACCUGCUCACCUCUGGGCCCAGAGCUUCAGAGAUUAAAGGCAGAGCACGGGGCAAGCCCUCAUUACUGGCUGCAGCAAGACCCAUGAGAGCAAUUCUGCCAGCUCCAGUUAAUGUGGGGAGAGGCAACGCCAUGGGACUGCCCAGGGCUAGGCAGGCCUUUUCCCUGAAUGAUAAGACUCCCUCUCUGAGGACUUGUGGCCUAAAGCCAAGCACGCUGAAGCAGCUGGGCCAGCCUAUUCAGCAGCCAUCUAGCACUGGAGAGGUAAAGCUACCAAGUGGCCCAUCCAACAAGACACCUCAGGUGAAAGUUGUAGAGGUCAAGCCUGACAUGUUUCCUCCAUAUAAGUACAGCUGCACUGUCACACUGGAUUUGGGCCUGGCUACAUCAAGAGGCCGGGGAAAGUGCAAGAAUCCCUCUUGUAGCUAUGUCUACACCAACCGGCACAAACCUCGGAUCUGCCCCAGCUGUGGUUUUAACCUUGCCAAAGACCGAACUGAGAAAACCACGAAGGCUAUUGAGGCAAGCUCACCACUCCCAGAUGUGCUGAAUGCCACAGAGCCCCUGAAUGUGGCCCAGAAGGAGAUCCAGCGUCAGUCCACGCUGCAGCUGCUGCGCAAAGUCUUGCAGAUUCCCGAGAACGAGUCAGAGCUGGCUGAGGUCUUCGCCUUGAUUCAUGAACUCAACAGCUCCCGACUUAUCCUGUCCAACGUGAGUGAGGAGACAGUCACCAUUCAGCAGACUUCUUGGUCGAAUUAUUAUGAAUCUCCAUCCACGCAGUGCCUUCUCUGUAGCAGCCCAUUAUUCAAAGGGGAACAAAGCUCCCUGGCUGGGCCUCAGGAGUGCUGGCUGCUGACAGCCAACCGGCUGCAGACAGUGACUGCACAGGUGAAGAUGUGUCUGAACCCCCACUGUCUGGCCCUGCACAGCUUCAUGGACAUCUAUACAGGUCUCUUUAAUGUGGGAAACAAGCUGCUAGUAAGCUUGGACUUGCUCUUUGCAAUCCGAAACCAGAUCAAGCUGGGAGAGGACCCCAGGGUGUCUGUCAGUGUUGUUCUGAAGUCAGUGCAGGAGCAGACAGAGAAGACUCUGACCUCAGAGGAGCUGAAUCAGCUGCAGGAGCUUCUGUGCAAUGGCUAUUGGGCUUUUGAGUGCCUCACUGUCCGAGAUUAUAAUGACAUGAUCUGUGGUAUCUGUGGUGUGGCCCCCAAAGUAGAAAUGGCUCAGAGGAGUGAAGAGAAUGUGCUGGCCCUGAAAAGUGUGGAGUUCACCUGGCCUGAAUUCUUGGGCUCUAGUGAGGUAAACGUGGAGGACUUUUGGGCCACAAUGGAGACAGAGGUGAUUGAGCAGGUGGCGUUUCCUGCCAGCAUCCCUAUCACCAAGUUCGAUGCCUCUGUUAUUGCGCCCUUCUUCCCACCACUCAUGAGAGGAGCUGUGGUCAUCAACACCGAGAAAGACAAAAACCUGGAUGCACAGCCGGUACCUGGCAAUGGCAGUGCCUUGGUGAGGCUGCUCCAGGAGGGCACCUGUAAACUUGAGGAGAUUGGCUCCUACAGUGAGGAGGGGCUACGGCACCUAUUGAAGCAGUGUGGCAUCCCCUUUGGGGCAGAAGACUCCAAGGACCAGCUCUGCUUCUCCUUAUUGUCUCUCUACGAGUCUGUACAGAAUGGAACCAGAGCUAGACAGCUCCCGCCUCAUUUCACAGGUGGUAAAAUCUACAAGAUGUGCCCCCAUCAGGUAGUCUGUGGGUCCAAGUACCUUGUGCGGGGUGAGAGUGCCCGAGACCAUGUGGAUCUACUUGCCUCUUCCCGCCAUUGGCCACCUGUCUAUGUGGUAGAUAUGGCCACUCCAGUGGCCCUGUGUGCUGACCUCUGCUACCCAGAGCUGACCAACCAGAUGUGGGGGAGGAACCAGGGCUGUUUCUCUAGCCCCACAGAGCCGCCUGUGAGCGUGUCCUGCCCAGAGCUCUUAGACCAGCAUUAUGCCGUGGACAUGACAGAAGCCGAGCACUCUGUCCAGCACCCCGUCACCAAGAUUGCCACAAGGCGCAUUGUCCAUGCAGGAGAGCCCAGUCCUGGUGACCCCAGCUCUGGGCACCACUCUCUGGCCCUGUGCCCUGAAUUGGCACCCUACACAGCCAUCCUGGCCUCCAUUGUGGAUAGCAAACCAAACAAUGUCCGCCAGCGACCCAUUGCCUUUGACAAUGCUACCCACUAUUACCUCUACAACCGCCUCAUGGACUUCCUCACCAGCCGUGAGAUUGUCAACCGGCAAAUCCACGACAUUGUGCAGAGCUGCCAGCCUGGUGAGGUGGUCAUUCGUGACAACCUCUACCGCCUUGGGGUUGCUCAGAUCAAGACAGAGACAGAGGAGGAGGGUGAGGAAGAAGAGGUGGCUGUGGUGACAGAAUAAGCCAGGCUAUUGUACAGUUACUAUACUGUCUCUCUCAAGCCAUAGUAAGGCCCUUACCUGAGGCACAGCUAUCCAGGGAUCUGCAGAAGUGGUUGCCUGUGGGGCCUCUGACUGCUGGGACUAACCAAAGAGCUUCCAUUUCCUGAGCAUGGUGGGGCCAUGGUUCUCAGCCCUCCAGGGAUCAGGAGUAAUACCAGGAAACUGCUUCCUGGCCCUGAGAGAGCACUUGAGGAACAUGGUAUAUUCAAAGAGGGAUGGGAGGCCAAGGGAAGGCAGUAGCUUCUCUGGGGCCUGCUGCAGGUCCGGGUGGAGUUCGGGCUAAGGCAGAAGCCCUGGUAUGGGGCAGGAAGGCGGCUAAGUUCUUCCACCCUAAGGAACCCUGGUUUCAGCCCCACAGCCUCAUGAAUUCCUUAGCCUGUUGCCUUUGACAGGGCCUUAUUGGCCUCAUUAGUUCUAGGGGUAUCUUUGGGCUCUUGAUUCUCCCCAAAGGAGGGAUGCAUUUCUCUCCUGCUCUUCUUGUACCCUUAUCUGGGGAAGUUGAGGAGGGAGGAACAGUCAGCCACAGCUCUCUUCCAGGACUGUCCUCUCUACCCUGAGCUUUGAGGAAGAGAAUCCCCUUCCUCCUUUCCCUGGCCACUGCUGCUUCACCCAACACCCUCUCUGGGCCCUGGGACCCUCUCCACAGAGGGAGCCCAUGGUCAUGACGUAAUCUGGCAGCAGUAAGAAAAACUCCCUUCUAUGAAGGGGAAGCAGACUGGGCCAUAGGGAAACAGCAGGACUGGCUCAAGUGCCCAGGGUUUGCUUAGGGCCUGGGAUUGGCCGUAUGUUACUUAAUUUAUUGAGAGGAGUGGAGUAGGUGGCUUUUUUUCUCCUCCCUCUUCCCCCAACAAAAACAAAGUUUAUUAAAUUA
Molecule: messenger RNA, 5277 nt
Organism: Nycticebus coucang (slow loris)
Lineage: Eukaryota; Metazoa; Chordata; Mammalia; Primates; Lorisidae
Gene: HMGXB3
Product: HMG-box containing 3
Exons: 20
Coding region: 501-4367 (1288 amino acids)
Source: RefSeq, a predicted model, not a curated record